Cricetulus griseus (Chinese hamster) is the source of this 1239-nucleotide messenger RNA. NCBI's taxonomy places the organism in Eukaryota, Metazoa, Chordata, Mammalia, Rodentia, Cricetidae. The record is from RefSeq and is a predicted model, not a curated record.
AUGAUGUCCUCCAUCUCAAGGGGGAUCUUGCUGCUGGUAGGCCUGUGCUGCCUGGUCCCCAGCUUCCUGGCUGAGGAUGCCCAGGAGACAGAUGCCUCCCAGCAGGAUCAGGAGCACCAAGCCUGCUGUAAGAUCGCUUCAAAUCUGGCAGACUUCGCCUUAAGCCUGUACCGGGAGCUGGUCCAUGAGUCCAAUACGACCAACAUCUUCUUCUCCCCCGUGAGCAUUGCUACAGCCUUCGCUAUGCUUUCUCUGGGCACCAAGGGUGCCACUCACACCCAGAUUCUAGAAGGCCUGGAGUUCAACCUCACACAAAUAGCAGAGGGUGAGAUCCACAAGGGCUUCCAUCACGUCCUCCAGACCCUCAACAAGCCAGACAAUGAGCUUCAGCUGACCACAGGCAAUGGCCUGUUCAUCCACGACAAUCUGAAGCUGGUGGCGACGUUCCUGGAAGAGGCCAAGAACAAUUACCACUCAGAAGCCUUCUCCCUCAAUUUCACAGACUCGGAAGAGGCCAAGAAAGUGAUCAAUGCUUUUGUGGAGAAGGGAACCCAGGGAAAGAUAGUUGACUUAGUGAAGGACCUUGACAAAGACACAGUUCUUGCCAUGGUGAAUUACAUUUUCUUUAAAGGCAAGUGGAAGAAGCCCUUCAGGGCAGAGAACACUGAGGAAGCUGACUUCCACGUGGACCAGAGCACCACGGUGAAGGUGCCCAUGAUGAAGCGCCUGGGCAUGUUUGAUGUGCACCAUUGCAGCACUCUGUCCAGCUGGGUGCUGCUGAUGGAUUACUUGGGCAACGCCACUGCCAUCUUCAUCCUGCCUGAUGAAGGCAAGAUGCAGCAUCUGGAGCAAACUCUCAACAAGGAAAUCAUUUCCAAGUUCCUGGAGAACAGACACACAAGGUCAGCCAAUCUACACUUCCCCAAACUGUCCAUCUCGGGAACCUAUGACUUGAAGACAGCCCUGAAUGCGCUGGGCAUCACCCAGGUCUUCAGCAACAAGGCCGACCUUUCUGGGAUCACAGAGGAUGCUCCCCUGAAGCUUGGCAAGGCUGUGCACAAGGCUGUGCUGACCCUUGAUGAGAGAGGGACAGAAGCUGCAGGGGCCACAGUUUUUGAAAUCAUCCCCAUGUCCGUUCCCCCUGAGGUGAUCUUUAACAGCCCUUUCCUUGCCAUAAUAUAUGAUAGACAGACUCAGAGCCCCCUCUUUGUGGGAAAAGUGGUGGAUCCCACACAUUAA